Messenger RNA from Papaver somniferum (opium poppy), 4502 nucleotides. RefSeq names its product phospholipid-transporting ATPase 3-like. The transcript is spliced from 27 exons. Gene Ontology annotation, biological process: phospholipid translocation. The record is from RefSeq and is a predicted model, not a curated record. NCBI's taxonomy places the organism in Eukaryota, Viridiplantae, Streptophyta, Magnoliopsida, Ranunculales, Papaveraceae. Gene Ontology annotation, molecular function: ATP hydrolysis activity; ATPase-coupled intramembrane lipid carrier activity; ATP binding. The coding region runs from base 530 to 4252 and encodes 1240 amino acids. Gene Ontology annotation, cellular component: plasma membrane.
GAAGUUCCAACUUAUUAAGUGCUUGCCAAACGCCCUCUUACUGCACACGCGAAGAACUUUCCAAAUUUUGUUUGCCAAAGAAGUAACGACUUUUCGUACAUUUUCAAAGUUUUACUAGAAGGGGAAGAAUUUGAGUCGUCCCGAUCUAACACGUUACGCGGCGGCAUUACCAAGUACCAACCGAGUCGACUCCUACUUGUCUUCUCCUCCCCUCAUGAAUUCUGUUGAAUUCUGUCCCGACAUUGAAACUUGUGAAACGAAAUCGAACCAGUGAGUGAGAGACAAGAAAAAAAAGGAAGAAAUUUCUUUGUCUCUCUCUCACUAAAAAGAAACUUUGCCUGUAGUAUUUGGGUGCUAGCUACAAAUUAGGGAAGUGUUUGUUUUUUCAUUUCUAAAAUUAUUAUCACCGCGGAAAAAUUUGCAAGAAAAAUCGACGGAGGAAUUUGUAUCUUGCGAUUGAUCGAUCGAUCUAGUUUUAUUUGGUGUGUUUCUAUAACAAGAAGUACUUAAUAAGUAAGUAAAAGAAAAGAUGAGUGGAUGGGAUAGAGUAGGUAUAUCUAGGUCAAAAUUCGGUGGUGGUGAAGGAAGAAGUUUUUACUCAAGAGCUAAUAUGGAUUCCAAUGAUCGGAAAAAUUCUACCAACUCUGAAUCUUCUCGUACUGUUCGUCUUGGUAGAGUUCAACCUCAAGCUCCUGGAAAUCGUACCAUCUUUUGUAAUGAUCGUGAUGCUAAUCUUCCUGUCAAAUUUAAGGGAAACUCCAUUUCAACUACAAAGUACAACAUCUUUACCUUUCUGCCCAAAGGAUUGUUUGAGCAGUUCAGGCGGGUAGCUAAUUUAUACUUUCUUAUGAUUUCAAUCUUAUCCACAACACCAAUCAGUCCUGUGCAUCCAAUAACCAAUGUGGUCCCACUUAGUCUUGUGCUUUUCGUCUCCCUCGUCAAGGAGGCUUGGGAAGAUUGGAAACGCUUACUCAAUGAUAGGGUGAUAAACAAUACGCCUAUAGAUGUUUUGAUGGACCAAAGGUGGGAAAGUAUUCCGUGGAGGAAGCUGCAGGUCGGGGAUAUUGUCAAAGUUAAGCAGGAUGGAUAUUUCCCCGCAGAUUUGCUUUUUCUUGCUAGUUCAAAUGCAGAUGGUGUUUGCUACAUUGAGACGGCAAAUCUUGAUGGCGAAACAAAUUUAAAGAUUAGAAAAGCAUUGGAAAGAACUUGGGAUUACUUGACCCCUGAUAAAGCCUGUGAAUUUAAAGGGGAAGUACAAUGCGAACAGCCUAAUAACUCUUUAUACACUUUCACUGGAAAUCUUUUGUUCCAAAAGCAGACGCUGCCUCUUUCUCCCAAUCAAAUCUUAUUGCGAGGAUGCAGUCUCAGGAACACAGAAUACAUGGUUGGGGUCGUUAUAUUUACCGGGCACGAAACAAAGGUUAUGAUGAAUACAAUGAAUGUCCCUUCAAAAAGAAGUACUCUGGAGAGGAAACUUGAUAAGCUUAUUCUCGCUCUUUUUCUCUUUCUCUUUCUUAUGUGUGUUAUCGGAGGAAUUGGCAGCGGUGUUUUCAUUAACCGGAAGUACUACUACUUGGGUCUUACUAAAAAUGUAGAGAAACAGUUCAACCCUGAUAACAGAUUCGUGGUUGCUAUCCUUGCUAUGUUUACCUUAAUAACACUGUACUCAACAAUUAUCCCUAUUUCUCUUUAUGUUUCCAUUGAGAUGAUCAAAUUCAUCCAAUCUACUCAAUUUAUCAACAAGGAUUUGAACAUGUAUCAUAAGGAAACAAACACCCCAGCUCUUGCUAGGACAUCAAAUCUGAAUGAGGAGCUUGGACAGGUGGCGUACAUUUUUACAGAUAAAACAGGAACAUUAACGAGGAAUCUGAUGGAGUUCUUUAAGUGCUCAAUUGGUGGAGAGGUAUAUGGAACUGGUAUUACCGAAAUAGAAAAAGGAGGAGCUCAGCGGAGCGGGAUAAACAUAGAGGAGGCGCCAAAAUCGUCUACUGCUGUGCACGAAAAAGGGUUCAAUUUUGAUGAUGCUAGGCUAAUGCAAGGUGCCUGGAGGAAUGAACCUAAUGCUGAUGCUUGCAAGGAGUUUUUCCGAUGCCUUGCUAUCUGUCAUACUGUGCUUCCUGAAGGUGACGAAUCACCUGAGAAGAUCGGGUAUCAAGCUGCAUCUCCAGAUGAGUCUGCUUUAGUUGUUGCAGCAAAGAACUUUGGAUUCUUUUUUUACAGGCGUACACCAACUAUGAUAAAGGUUCGUGAGUCCCAUGUGGAGAAAAUGGGCAAAAUCCAAGAUGCAUCUUAUGAAAUUCUGAAUGUUUUGGAGUUCAAUAGUACAAGGAAGCGCCAAUCUGUGAUAUGUCGUUACCAAGAUGGCAGGCUUGUAUUGUACUGCAAGGGAGCUGAUACUGUGGUUUACGAAAGAUUGACGGGUGGAAAUAACAACUUAAAGAACAAAACCAGGGAACACUUGGAAAAUUUUGGAUCUGCUGGUCUACGUACCCUUUGUCUGGCCUAUAAGGAUCUAAGUGCGGAGGUGUAUGAGAGCUGGAAUGAGAAAUUCAUUCAAGCGAAGUCUUCUUUGCGGGACCGUGAGAAAAAGUUGGAUGAGGUUGCUGAACUUAUAGAAAAAGAUCUCAUUUUAAUUGGAGCCACUGCUAUUGAAGAUAAGCUACAAGAAGGAGUUCCCUCAUGUAUAGAAACUCUUCAAAGAGCUGGAAUGAAGAUCUGGAUGCUAACUGGGGAUAAGUUGGAAACAGCAAUUAAUAUAGCUUAUGCCUGUAACUUGAUCAAUAAUAAUAUGAAACAGUUCAUCAUCAGUUCAGAAACAGAUGCAAUUAGGAGUGUUGAAGAUAAGGGUGAUUUAGUGGAAACUGAGCGCUUUAUCAGAGAUUUGGUGAAACAAGAGUUGAAGAGAUGCCUCGGGGAGGCACAACAUUAUCUGAAUGCUGUAUCUGGGACCAAAUUGGCACUUGUAAUUGAUGGGAAGUGUUUGAUGUAUGCAUUGGACCCAGCUUUGCGAGUAACACUGCUUAACCUGAGCUUGAAUUGCAGUUCGGUAGUCUGCUGCCGAGUUUCCCCACUACAAAAAGCUCAGGUAACCAGUCUUGUGAAAAAAGGUGCAAAGAAGAUAACCCUAAGUAUCGGGGAUGGUGCCAAUGAUGUGAGCAUGAUUCAAGCUGCUCAUGUUGGCGUUGGUAUAAGUGGAUUAGAAGGAAGGCAAGCAGUCAUGGCUAGUGAUUUUGCAAUUGCUCAGUUCAGAUUUCUUACUGAUUUACUCCUCGUACAUGGACGAUGGUCGUAUCUUAGGAUUUCCAAGGUUGUGACAUACUUCUUCUACAAGAAUCUCACUUUUACUUUGACCCAGUUUUGGUUCACUUUCCAAACUGGGUUUUCUGGUCAGAGGUUCUAUGAUGAUUGGUUCCAGUCAUUAUAUAAUGUUAUUUUCACAGCUUUGCCGGUAAUCAUGGUUGGACUGUUCGACAAGGAUGUUAGUGCAUCUCUAUCUAAAAAAUACCCGGAGUUAUACAAGGAGGGAAUUAGAAAUAACUUCUUCAAGUGGGAAGUUGUUGGCAUCUGGGCUUUCUUCGCUUUCUUCCAGUCAUUGAUCUUCUAUUACUUUGUGACUGUUUCCAGUCAGAGUACUUACAGUUCAUCCGGCAAGCUUUUUGGACUAUGGGAUAUUAGUACGAUGACCUUUACUUGUGUUGUAGUAGCUGUCAAUCUUCGUCUCUAUUUGGCUUGUAGUUCAAUCACAAGGUGGCACCACAUCAGUAUUUGGGGAAGCAUUUUAGGUUGGUUCGCGUUUAUCUUUAUAUAUUCUGGGAUCAUGACGCCGUUUGAUAGACAAGAGAAUGUAUACUAUGUCAUCUACGUCUUAAUGAGUACCAUUUACUUUUAUCUCACGCUUCUUCUGGUCCCCAUUUUGGCUCUUCUUGGCGACUUCAUUUACCAAGGAUUUCAAAGAUGGUUUUUCCCGUACAACUACCAGAUUAUUCAGGAAAUCCACAGACAUGAGCCUGAUGACAACAGCAAAGCGAGGUUGAUGGAGAUUGGUAACCAUUUGACACCAGACCAAGAGAGAAGCUACGCAAUCUCUCAGUUGCCACGAGAAAAUUCAAAGCAUACUGGUUUUGCUUUUGAUUCACCAGGUUAUGAGUCAUUCUUUGCUUCCCAACAGGGUGUUUAUGCCCCACAGAAAGCAUGGGAUGUGGCACGAAGAGCUAGUAUGAGAUCACAACCGAAAGCGCCUAGGAAGAAUUAGUUUCAUUGUACAUUUUUGACAUUAGUAAAAUUGGGGGGGAAGUAUGUAUAUUUAUAUGUGAAGAAAAAAUACAAAUUAAUAGUACCCACUACCCAUACUGUUUUUGUACGCAUAGCUCAUUGUAGGUGGUUAGGGUUAGUCAAUUGGGGAAAUUCUUUAGAUCUAUUUUCAAUCUUGUGGUAAUUGCCUACUGUAAUGAAUCUUGAUUACAUAUGAGAAUUCCUUAAAUUUUCAUUUUAGUUGCUUUCAA